This is a messenger RNA of Esox lucius (northern pike), 1804 nucleotides long. It is a transcript of the gene nkx6-2, whose product is annotated as NK6 homeobox 2. Gene Ontology annotation, cellular component: nucleus. The coding region runs from base 381 to 1238 and encodes 285 amino acids. The record is from RefSeq and is a predicted model, not a curated record. Gene Ontology annotation, biological process: regulation of transcription by RNA polymerase II; cell differentiation. Gene Ontology annotation, molecular function: DNA-binding transcription factor activity, RNA polymerase II-specific; RNA polymerase II cis-regulatory region sequence-specific DNA binding. NCBI's taxonomy places the organism in Eukaryota, Metazoa, Chordata, Actinopteri, Esociformes, Esocidae. The transcript has 3 exons.
CACCAUAGCUUGAGUCAAUUUACGAAGAAAGCCGACCCUUAUGGUCACCAUCAAAACCACAAAAAACAUCAUCAGAUCCUUCGACUUCCGAGUGGAUUCAAGUUGUGGACGCAUGCUGCAAACUCACUAUUGACAGUCAGAACCGGAGCAAUUUUCGAGCGAACUCUCGUCCGACAACUCAAGAUACAACUUAUUUCCUAAACUGAAGAAGUGUUUGUUUUCUGAAGUUUCAACCUUGAUUUGCUGCGGUAUCCAGGAUAUACUUCAGACGCUCUUGUAGUGGUCUUUGCUUAUCGACCAAUUCAGCACCUUUCUAUUUGUUCCUUUCCUCUGUGUGUUAUUAUUUUUACUCGAAAAAAUUUGGCGGUUCAUGCUCUCAAAUGUUAGCUGUUGGGCAGAUGGAUGCUAACCGGCAGAGUGCUUUCGUUCUAGGCAGUACACCGCUGGCAGCAUUGCACAAUAUGACAGAAAUGAAGACGUCUUUAUUCCCCUACACAUUGCAGAACCAUUCAGGCUUCAAGGCACCUUCUUUAACUAAUUUGAACUCACAACUUGCACUCGGGACACCACAUGGAAUUAGCGAUAUAUUGGGCAGACCUAUCAACUCAGCUGGACAGCUGCUCUCGGGCUUUCCCAGGAUAAAUGGCUUGGCCACCACCGCAGGAAUGUACUUUAACCCAGCGGCCGUUUCUCGGUACCCUAAGCCCCUGACCGAGCUCCCGGGGAGAGCACCCAUAUUCUGGCCUGGAGUGAUGCAGAGCUCCCCUUGGAGGGAUCCUCGAGUACCCUGUCCUGACUCUUCAAUCUUUUUUGUAGCUCAAGCAAAUAUGAUGCUCGACAAGGAUGGCAAGAAAAAACACUCCAGGCCAACUUUUUCUGGACAGCAAAUUUUUGCUUUGGAGAAAACCUUUGAACAGACGAAAUACCUUGCUGGCCCAGAGAGAGCACGACUGGCUUACUCUUUAGGAAUGACUGAAAGUCAAGUCAAGGUAUGGUUUCAAAACCGGAGGACCAAAUGGCGGAAGAGACACGCAGCGGAAAUGGCAACAGCUAAAAAGAAACAUGACUCUGAAACGGAGAAAAUGAAAGAAAGCUCGGACAACGAGGACGAUGAUGAGUACAACAAACCUCUGGACCCAAAUUCAGAUGACGAAAAAAUCACGAGACUUCUGAAAAAACACAAGGCUACAAAUCUUUCCUUGAUCAGUCCAUGCAGCAAUAGCUCGGACACCUUGUGAUAACAUGGACCACUUGUCGAGAAGAGACUCAAAUACUCCAUGAUGCUUCUAAAGCUAAUUUAACCAGGGUAUAAAUUGUUCAAAGGAGAGAAAGGGCGAUCGGUGAUGUGAAUGAUUUAUGUUGUACAGACGAAAAUGUAAGUGAGAUGUAUAUAUUUUUUACUGAGUAAGUUAUGUUAGGUAUUAAACCAGUGUAAACAAGACAUGGCAACCAUUCUGGAAAUCCUGAUGAAAAGUAUAGCCUAUACCUUCUCAAUAUUAUUACUUUUGUUAUAUAUUGCAGAAUAGCCUAAUGCCGUCCCUUUGUCCACCUUUUACCAUUCUAAAUCCAGUACAGGUAGGCCUACACAAUGUAAAAAUGCAAAUGUUGUAAAUUAUAAUGUAAAAAGCUUGUGUUAACGAUCUCAACUCAGUUUUCUUUUAAUCAUUUGAAGGAAUUUGUUUUACCAUAUAAAACAAAAAUAGAGAAAACUUGACCAUCGUUUAUGUUGAAAUAAGAGAGUAUUAUUGCUUCCGCGAAGAAGGAAGAAAAACACUUUGUAUUAUGAAUAAAUUAUUUAACAAGC